Messenger RNA from Malaclemys terrapin pileata, 874 nucleotides. RefSeq lists its product as uncharacterized. The coding region runs from base 36 to 638 and encodes 200 amino acids. The transcript is spliced from 2 exons. Lineage: Eukaryota; Metazoa; Chordata; Testudines; Emydidae. The record is from RefSeq and is a predicted model, not a curated record.
UCCUUCAAGGCGCUGCUCCGCCUCCUCUAGAGGAAAUGAGGAUGCCUUCGCUCUGCGCUCGCUCAAUGACCCCACAGCGCCGCAAGCCACGGAGAGCACGGAUCCCGGCCUCUCUGCUGCCGCAAUUCCAGCAGGUGCCUGCCGCCCCCGCGGCAGGGUUUGUUUUUGUUGUUGCAAAACUGCAAACCCAGCCACUCAUUCACCUGAGGCCAAAUGAGAAAGAAGCCUCGUCCCUGACAGGAUCUUGCAGCCCCUCCAGCACAGGAGAGGCAGAGAAGGGCGGAUGGGUGUUACAGUCUCAACUGAUGUGUUCGAAUAAUCAGGGCAGCUGCACAUUUUUCAAGCCCCCCUCCUCCGUUCCGAAGGCUAUCUCAGAUAAGGCGUCGGAAAAAGAAGACGCGAGACGAGAUGUUCGGAAAUCAUGGAAUCCACCCACAGUGAAAGAGCUCAUCCGAAUGAGUGGAAGGACAUGGUUUCAAAGUAUGGGAAAGAAGCCAGUGAACAUGAGGACAGGAGGGACCAACGUGAGGAUAGGAGAGACGCUCGAGAUGAGAGGUGGCAGCAGGAAGAUCAGAGGAGGCAGGAUGCAACGCUGGGGCUGCUGCAUGAGCAAACAGACAUACUCUGGCGUCUGCUGAAGCUUCAGGAAUGGCAGCAGGAUAACAGAGUGCCGCUACAGCCCCUGUAUAACCCCUCUCCCCCCUCACCAUGUUCCAUAGCCUCCUCACCCAGACGUGUAAGAACGUGUGUGGGGGGGAAGGCUCCGUGCACCCUCCCAUUCCACCCCAGUGGACAGCCCAAGCAAAAGGCUGCCAUUUUUUUAACCUUUUUUUAGUGGCCUUUUCCUUCCCGCCGAUCCUCCUCCCAAACCCCA